Triplophysa dalaica is the source of this 3836-nucleotide messenger RNA. RefSeq names its product enhancer of zeste 1 polycomb repressive complex 2 subunit (gene ezh1). The coding region runs from base 644 to 2863 and encodes 739 amino acids. NCBI's taxonomy places the organism in Eukaryota, Metazoa, Chordata, Actinopteri, Cypriniformes, Nemacheilidae. The transcript is spliced from 21 exons. Gene Ontology annotation, biological process: chromatin remodeling. Gene Ontology annotation, molecular function: histone H3K27 methyltransferase activity; protein binding. The record is from RefSeq and is a predicted model, not a curated record.
AAUUUAAAACUGCAUAACUUAAGCUACUUCAACAAUUUGUAAUGUCAUUCUAAAUAUAAAUGAUAAAGCUGUAAUUAACCACUUCUACGUGUAAGAUACUUCAACUUAUUGGUGUGUAACUCAGUAGUAGUGGCACGAUAAUUUAUAUCGCUUAUUUUUACUAUUAUUAUUAUUUAUUACUAUUCCCCUGCUAGUAUAAUGUUUCUAUGCAUAAUAUUUCUUCAGCUCGGACAUAAGUAAGCAGUAAGGCUAUUAAUUAUUCAGAUAAUUAUUUUUCCUCGUGCGCCAGCCAGUGGUCCAGCCAGAGAGCUGGAGUGUGUUCAUAAUAAAGACGUCACUCUCUGCUUUGACCGUGCCAACCAAGUGCGCAGCUCGUAAGUGUACAACUACAAUCUCGACAUGCUUACGGGCGACCGAGGAAUCCCUGCAUCCGUCAACACUUCGGCACCGAUAUCUGCAGGGGCUCUGUAGCCAGGACAUCGUUUUUACUACAGGACGUUUUGGGCUUCUUAGCUGCGCAACCCGAUUCGCUAGGAUUUAAAGGAAGGAGCAGGGACUCUCAAGAGCAUUUCAGUGAAACAACAAAAAACAACACAAGCCCACCACUAUGUGAAAUUGGCCUACACUUGAUCCAAGGAGAGUGAUGGAGGAGGUGUCAGAUCCCCUGCCCUGCACUGCAAAGCCCCCCCGCAGUCUGCUGAAAUGGAAGAAGAGAGUGAAGUCUGAGUACAUGAGGUUAAGACAGUUAAAACGCUUCCGCAAAGCUGAGGGAGUUAAGGCACUGUUCCAGUCUAAUCGGCGUAAGAUUGAAGAAAAAACUGAGCUGUUGAAUGAGGAAUGGUCUAAGCUCAGAAUCCAGACCAUCCCUCUGUCCACCCCCAGUAGCUUUCUGCCCAUCAAAAAGUUGUGCAUGGUGGAGUUCGGCUUUCCGUCUUUUCCGAACCAGGCAGUUGCCAUGCGUCCCUUGACAACUGUUGCUGGGAUACCAUUCAUGAACUCCUGGUCCCCUUUGCAGCAGAACUUUAUGGUGGAAGAUGAGACAUUUCUGCAUAAUAUUCCUUACAUGGGAGAUGAGGUGUUAGAACAGGAUGAGACUUUCCUUGAGGAACUCAUUGAUAAUUAUGAUGGGGUUCAUGGGGACCGAGAGGGGGGCUUCAUAAAUGACGAGAUCUUCAAAGAGCUGGUGGAGGCAUUGAGUCAAUACUCAGACCUGGAGGAGGAGGGAGAGGAGAGUGGAGAAGAGGAUAAGGAGGAGAGAGGGAUGCAGAAAAGUCCAGCAGAAAGUCCAGAGGAGUCUAAAGUGGGCUUCUUCGAGAUGAAGAGCAGCAGCAGUGCUGAAGAAAGAGAACUUACCACCGAUAAAAAGACUCCCCACAACAAAAUUUUCACAGCAAUUGCAUCUAUGUUUCCUUACAAAGGCACAGAGAAGGAGCUCAAGAACAAGUAUAAGGAUCUUCUGGAGCCCUCCAACAUUGUGAAGUUGCCUCCUCUCUGCACUCCCAACAUAGACGGACCGUUGGCCAAAUCUGUUCAGAGGGAGCAAAGUCUGCACUCUUUUCACACACUUUUCUGUCGCCGCUGCUUCAAAUACGACUGUUUUCUUCACCCAUUCCACGCAUCUCCUAAUGUAUAUAAGAGAAAAAAUAACGACAUCAGAAUAGAGACAGAACCAUGUGGACUGGAUUGCUUUCUCCUUCAGAAAGGGGCAAAAGAGUAUGCUGACCUAAACAUACCGAGGUCUCAAAGAUCUCGCCGUAAGCGCCGAAAGCCCCGCCCCUCAAGUUCAAGCGGCCCCACCCCCUCAGGGUCAUGCGACGAGGGAAAAGUAGACAGCGACCAUGAGACCACCAGCUCUUCAGAGGGAAACUCUAGAUGUCCAAGCCCCACCAAAGUGAAACCAAGCGAGGAAGGACCAAAGGAGUCUGAGGCGCCUUCCCAGUGGAGCGGAGCGGAGGAGUCUCUGUUCAGAGUCCUUCAUGGCACAUAUUUCAAUAACUUCUGCUCUAUUGCACGACUCAUUGGAACCAAGACCUGCAGGGAGGUAUACGAGUUUGCGGUGCAAGAGGUACUGAUUCACCAUGUUCCUCUGGAGGAUGGUGGGGCAUCACCACAGAAGAAGAAAAGAAAGCACAGAUUAUGGGCAAAGAUACAGUUAAAGAAAGACAAUUCAUCCAGUCAGGUUUACAAUUAUCAGCCUUGUGACCACCCUGAGCACCCGUGUGACAGCUCCUGUCCCUGUGUGAUGACCCAGAAUUUCUGUGAGAAGUUCUGUCAGUGUAAUCGCGAGUGUCAGAAUCGGUUUCCCGGCUGUCGCUGUAAGACUCAGUGUAACACCAAGCAGUGUCCGUGUUACCUAGCUGUGCGGGAGUGUGAUCCUGACCUCUGCAUGAACUGUGGGACCACACACCUUUUGGACAGCAAACAGAUCUCCUGCAAGAACUGCAGCAUCCAGAAAGGACUCAAGAAGCAUCUUCUCCUGGCCCCAUCUGAUGUUGCAGGUUGGGGUACAUUUAUCAGCGAAUCAGUCCAGAAGAAUGAGUUCAUCUCUGAAUACUGUGGAGAGCUUAUUUCCCAGGAUGAGGCAGACAGAAGAGGCAGAAUCUAUGACAAGUGCAUGUCCAGCUUUCUGUUCAACUUGAAUAAUGACUUUGUAGUGGAUGCAACACGUAAAGGGAAUAAAAUACGAUUUGCCAAUCACUCUAUAAACCCCAACUGUUACGCGAAAGUUGUCAUGGUUAAUGGAGAUCAUCGCAUCGGAAUCUUCGCCAAGCGAGCCAUACAAUGCGGGGAGGAGUUGUUUUUUGAUUACAGGUACAGUCAAGUGGACGCAUUGAAGUAUGUGGGCAUUGAGAGAUUGGCAUAAUGUAGACAUGCGUGUCUCUACAGCAUCUGCCUGCUAACAUUUCUUGCCUACCAACAACACAGUGGAAGAACGUGGUUUUCUACCAUCCGGGCUAAAUAAAUGCCAACUGGAAGUUAUUUUAUUAAGUCAUUGUUGUUCGUAUGACAUCGCGCAGUCAUUUGACGAUGUCACUAUCUUGAUGUUACGUGCGACUUGACUGAAUCGUCUGAACAAGGGUUCUCGUUUUUUGUGACGUUUGUAAGGACUUGAAGAAACCAAAAGUUGGUAUCCUUACAUUUACUAAUUUACAUUUGCACAAUAUGGCCGAUACCACAGGAUGUUGCAGAGACUGUGUUCUUCUGUCCACUUCCAAAAAAUAUCGAAAACAUUAAAUAGUAAUAAUCUAUGUAUACUCAAUAUAUACUGUAACUGCAAACUAAAUACUUCACGCCUGACUGUUGUUGUUCUUCUUGGUACAAAUAUUCCAUUGUGCAAAUAAUCAAACAAUAUUUUGUAGAUUCACACUUGUAGAAGUCAAAACAGUUUCACUUCCGACGCAGUAUUCUGUAAACUUAUUUGCAACUUGUUGUUAUUUAAUGUAAAGCCUGUUACUGUAUCUAUCUAUCUAUCUAUCUAUCUAUCUAUCUAUCUAUCUAUCUAUCUAUCUAUCUAUCUAUCUAUCUAUCUAUCUAUCUAUCUAUCUAUCUAUCUAUCUAUAAGCAGCUUGCUAUAUUGCACAAAGCCAGCUUGUGUUAGUCUAGCUAACAGCACUAAGGCAGUUAAACUCCAUUUUUGCUUCAACUGUUUAAGGUCAAACAAUGUUUUUUGUUGUAAUAAAACAAGUAACCAUAUAAACCGACAGACAGAAUGUGAGCUACAGAACAUUGUUUAGCCGGCUUUUUUAGACUGGGUGUACAAAAUGGGUCUAAGAAAUUGGUUCCACUGUCAUCUGUACCAAUUUAUGUACAAUAAAGAACUAAAGCAAAAGUUUACA